Molecule: messenger RNA, 1308 nt
Organism: Entrophospora sp. SA101
Lineage: Eukaryota; Fungi; Glomeromycota; Glomeromycetes; Entrophosporales; Entrophosporaceae
Source: the annotation of a GenBank genome assembly
AUGACCAAAAAGUCCUCAAUUUACCGUUUAAAAAAUGCUGUUCAAAAUUAUGAAUGGGGUAAGAUUGGUUCUGAUAGUAAAGUAGCACAAUUUGCUAAAGUCCAAGAUGGAUUUAUACUUGAAAAUGAUAAACCUUAUGCUGAGCUUUGGAUGGGUACUCAUCCCAAUGGACCAAGUUCAGCAAUUAUGGAUCAAAAAAAAAUAAUGCCUCUCAAAGAUUUGAUAAAAUCAAAUCAAGACUUAAUCACAAAAGAGAUUGCUGAUAAAUAUAAUCAAGAUUUACCAUUUCUAUUUAAGGUUUUAUCAGUAAAUAAAGCUCUUUCUAUUCAAGCUCAUCCCGAUAAAGAACUUGGAAGAAUAUUAUUUGAAAAAUAUCCAAAUAGAUAUAAAGAUCCAAAUCAUAAGCCUGAAUUAGCAAUCGCUAUUACUGAAUUUGAAGCUUUGUGCGGAUUUAGACCAUUACAAGAAAUAUUAAAUUUUCUUGAUAGAUAUGAAGAAUUCAGUGACCUUAUUGGAGAAGAGUUGGUAGAGGAAUUUAGAAAAGCAGAAAGAGCUUCUGAAAUUUCUAAUGAUGAGGAAACAUUAAAAAAAAGUAAAUCUUCAUUAAAAAAAAUAUUUACCAAAGUAAUGAAAACAGAUCCAAAUAUUGUAAAAGAAAAGGUUGACAGUCUAAUUUCAAAAUUGAAAUCAAAUAACAUCAAGUAUAAAGUGGGAAGUUCAGAUGAAUUAUUAAUUAGAUUGAAUGAGCAAUUUCCUGGAGAUAUUGGAAUUUUUUGUGUAUUCAUGUUGAACUAUAUACAAUUAAAACCUGGCCAAGCAAUUUUUCUGGGAGCUAAUGAACCUCAUGCCUAUUUAUCAGGAGAUAUUAUAGAAUGUAUGGCAGCAAGUGACAAUGUUGUUCGUGCAGGAUUGACACCAAAAUUUAAAGAUGUUGAAGUUCUUGUUGAUAUGCUAACUUACCGUUUUGGUACUGCAGAAUCUCAAAUUCUUCCUUACACACAUUAUAACAAAUCAGCCACUUCUCUUUUGUAUGAUCCACCAAUAGAAGAAUUUUCCAUUAUUUUAACAAAGUUAGGAGGUGAAACCCAUAAAAAAGAAAAUUUUGACAGUGUAAAUGGUCCUAGUAUAAUUAUUGUUACCGAAGGGAAAGGUACUUUGAAUGUAAGCGAUGGUGAUAAUGCUCAAACUGAAUUAUUAGAGCCUGGUGACAUUUUCUUUAUAGGCGCCUCUACACCAGUUGCAAUUGAGACAAAGGAAAAUAAUAAAUUUACAUUGUAUCGUGCAUUUUGUUCUUUAAAUUCUUUUUAA